AUGACUGACACAAUACGUCAACACCCACAUUGGACACUCCAACCUCAUAAGGAACCCAGCGACCUUCCAGAACCCGUAAUUUCCUUUACCCUUUUCAAUCCCACUAUUCGCCGAAUGGGUCCGUGUGAUGGAUGUACCCACCUUCCAAUCCAAGAUUCGCGGCCUCGCCAGUACCUGAGCCAGCGUUCCCAUGACGGUAGGAAACCACGCCCGGUGCUCACCGACAAUGGGGGCUUUGUCUGUCUCAUCUGGGGCAAUUACCUCACUGGGGAUCUGCUGUGGUUAGCGGCAGGUAGCGGCGACAGCAACAGUGUCUUCUGA
Nezara viridula (southern green stink bug) is the source of this 321-nucleotide messenger RNA. Lineage: Eukaryota; Metazoa; Arthropoda; Insecta; Hemiptera; Pentatomidae. The record is from the annotation of a GenBank genome assembly.